This is a messenger RNA of Neltuma alba, 4171 nucleotides long. Its product is annotated as putative disease resistance RPP13-like protein 1. Gene Ontology annotation, molecular function: ADP binding. NCBI's taxonomy places the organism in Eukaryota, Viridiplantae, Streptophyta, Magnoliopsida, Fabales, Fabaceae. The transcript has 4 exons. The coding region runs from base 1 to 3570 and encodes 1189 amino acids. The record is from RefSeq and is a predicted model, not a curated record.
AUGGCCGAAGCUCUACUUUCUGUUGCCUUCAAUGUGCUUUUGGAGAGGUUAACCCCUGAACAGGCUGACUUGAUCAACUUCAUUUGCGGGAAGAAGCUGGAUAACAAGUUACUUCAUCAUUUGAAGCCAUCCUUGAUUGCUGCAAGAGCUGUGCUCAACGAUGCAGAACUCAAACAACUCACAGAUCAUGCUGUGAGAGAUUGGUUAAAUGAACUCAGAGAUGCUGUUUAUGAACUAGAAGACUUGAUGGAUGAAAUUUCCACCCAAGCUGCCACUCAGAAACAGGUGCAAUAUUUCUCCUUUGCUUCCCUUAAUUUGUGUGAUACAAGCAUGGCAAAUAAGUUAAAACGUAUAACCGAUAGAAUUGAAUAUAUUGUGGGGCAAAAAGAUGCCCUCAAUUUGAAGAAGAGCAGUGGAUCAGAAACUUUGUCAUGGAGGCCUCCAGUUACAUCUCAUGUGAAAGCCUCUGAAGUAUAUGGAAGGAAGGAAGAAAAAGAAGAGAUAAUUAAGCUUAUGUUUAAUGGUGACGGUGGUCAGUUGUCUGUGAUCCCCGUUGUGGGCAUGGGUGGGGUUGGGAAGACCACGUUGGUUCAAUUAAUUUAUAAUGAUGAAGAUGUGAGGCAAAAAUUUGAUCUUACUAUAUGGGUUUGUGUUUCUGAAGCAUUUGAUCUUUUGAAAAUUGCACAGACUAUAAUAAAAUCCAUUAGUCCUGGUUUUAUCUGUGAUAAUAUGGAUUUAAAUCUUCUCCAACCUCAUUUGGCGGAGAAGUUGGAAAAAAAACAGUUUUUGGUUGUUCUUGAUGAUGUAUGGAAUGACAAAUACACCGAUUGGGAUACUUUGAGGAAUUUGCUUGACAAUGGAGUGGAAGGAUGUAAAAUUCUUAUUACAACUCGCCUAGAAUGUGUCGCUUUGAUGGUUAAAACUAUCUCAUCAUUUUAUCGCCUAGAUGUUUUGUCUGACAAAGAUUGUUUGUCAAUUUUUGCUGCACAUGCUUUCCAUUUUAGAGAUUCAACAGUGAAUUCAUGCUUAGGAAAAAUUGAAAGAGAUGUUGCUAACAAGUGCAAAGGAUUGCCUUUAGCUGCAAAAGUACUUGGAGGACUUUUUCGAUCAAGGCUUGACUUUGAAGACUGGAAUGAUAUAUUGAAAGAUACCAUGUGGGAUUUAUUGGACAAUGAGAUUAUUCCAACUCUAAGAGUUAGUUAUCAUUAUCUCCCUCCUCAUUUAAAACAAUGCUUUGCCUAUUGUUCUUUAUUUCCAAAGGAUCAUCUAUUUGAUAAGGAAGAAUUAAGCUUGAUGUGGAUGGCAGAAGGUUUUUUGCGGCCAUCAAAAGGGAACAUGACCUUAGAAGAAGUUGGUUAUGGGUACUUUGAUGAUUUAACUUCAAGAUCUUUCUUUCAACCCUUACCUGAAAAAGAUGUGCACUUUCCUCUUGCUCUUGGGCAUGAAAAAAGAGAUGGGUGUUUUGUCAUGCAUGAUCUCAUUCAUGAGUUAGCCACUAAUGUUGCUGGAGAUUUUUACUUUAGACUAGAGAAGAAAGGAAACAAAAUUGGCACCAUGACACGCCAUUUGUCAUGCAACUUCCAAAAUUAUUUGUGCCUAGAUCAUGAGGUUUUUCCAAAAGCAAAAGACUUGCGAACAUUUAUAGGUUUGAAUUUUUCCAAUAUCUCGCGGUUUAUUGGAAAUGCUUCUCAUGUUCUACUAUCAAAUCUAAAGUGCUUACGUACAUUGUCGCUUCGAGAUCUGUCUGCUCUAAAGAUAGUUCCUGAGACAGUUGGGGAAUUCAUCCAUUUACGCUAUUUGGAUCUAUCGAAGACAUGUAUUGCGGGUUUGCCUAAUUCAAUUUGUAAGUUGCAUAAUUUACAAACGUUGAAGUUGUGUGAUUGUACUUUUCUCAAGGUUUUGCCGAGUGACUUGCAAGAUCUUGUAAAUCUUCGCCAUCUGGAUCUCUCUUGGUCAAGAAAUAUUGUAAGUUUGCCUUGCUCAUUAUGCAAAUUAUACAAUCUAAAAACAUUGAGGUUGCAACAUUGUUGGUCUCUGAAGAUGCUUCCGAGUGAUAUGCAAGAUCUUGUCAACUUGCAGCAUCUUGAUGUCAGAGGCACUUGGUUGUUACAAAUGCCUAGGGGAAUGGGUAAAUUAAAAGACUUGCAAUUUUUGAGUGACUUCAUCAUUGGUAAGGAGCAAAGUACUGGGAUUGAGGAACUGGGAGAAAUCUCAAAUUUGAAGGGUUGGAUUGCAAUUAGUAAAUUGGAGAAUGUCAAAAAUGGAAACGAAGCCUAUGAGGCGAGGAUGAUAGAGAAGAAGCACAUUAAAGGUUUAAUGUUAGCAUGGUCAGAUUAUAGUGACGUGGAAGAUACAAGGACUGAAAGAGAUAUUUUGGCAAAUCUUCAACCUCAUUGGGAUUUAGAACAACUGAAAAUUGAUUGUUACAGGGGCACAAUAUUUCCAGAUUGGUUGGGAAGUCCUUCCUAUCACAACAUGACUUGGUUGAAAUUAGAGAAUUGUAAAAGCUGUUGCAUGCUUCCUCCCCUUGGGCAGCUCCCCGCUUUGAAGAUAUUAAAAAUUAGCGGAUUAGAUGGGGUAGAAAGCAUCGGUGAUGAGUUGUUGAAGGGCAAUGAUUAUGCUUCCAUGAUACCAUUUCCAUCCCUUGAAUUUCUUCUAUUUUCAUACAUGACUUCUUGGGAAAAAUGGCAUUCCGUUGACAUGGAAGCUUUCCCUAAACUCCGACAGCUCAAAAUAUCAUGUUGCGAGAAAUUAGUUGGAUAUUUACCUUGCCAGUUGCUUUCUCUAGAAAAUCUGCAAAUAGGAGGUUGUCCAUUAUUUUCUUCUUGUAUUCCAAGCUGUUCCAAACUUCAGAAUUUAGAGAUAGAACGAAGCGAAAAUGUGGUAUGGCAGGAGCAAGAGCUACCUCCUUUCCUUUGCAAGCUAGUAAUUGUAGGUUGUCGGAUGUUGGAAUCAAUGUUGGUAGCACUGUCCAAACAUUCGCAUCUACGACAAUUUACCAUCGAUAAUUUAUCCAAUAUAUCACAUCCAAUGAUUCAUUUGCCCCAGUCAUUAGAACAUUUAAACAUACGCUGGUGCGAAAAUGUUGACUUUGUGAUGAGUUCAAAUGCUCCUCUUCAAAAUCUCCACUCUAUUACUAUUGAACGUUGUAAUUUUCUGAAGUUUAUGUCGGAUGACAUGGAAGGCCUUCUCCCGAAUUUAAGAAAGCUGAGCAUACAGAGUUGUCACAAUGUGGAAGCAUUUCCAGUAGGGGUCUUUAUGCCCAGUUUGAGAGAACUCCAUAUUAAUUGGUGUAAUAUGGAGUUCAUAUUAUCCCUUCAAGCAGAGUGGCACCUCCUUCGUAAUCUCACUUACCUUUCUAUUUGUCUUCCACAUGGUACUUAUGUCAAGUGUUUCCCAGAGGGUUGUUCUCUUCCUACAACUCUUACUACCUUGGAACUCGAUGGCUUUAAUUGGUUAGAGACAUUGAAUUGCACAGGACUCCAGCACCUAACCUCUCUCCAACAACUCAAGAUCAUGCAUUGUCCCAAGCUGGAGAAAUGUCUGGAGAAAAGCUACCUGUUUCUUUGAAAAAGCUUCACAUUUGGGAGUGCCCGUUGCUAGAAAAAAAAUACAUCAACAAGAAUGAAAAACUUUUGCGCCAGAUAUCCCACAUCCCACUCAUCAUUCCAUUCCAGAUAUGAGAUACAAUAAUGCACGAGAGAUGAAGAUUCCGCGAAGUCCAGAUCAUGCUUUAAAAAGUACUGUCUCCCCAUCCACUGUUUUGUGGCUCAUACAAUAUUCAAUCAUGUAAUGAGGAAUUAUUGGAAAAUGUAAUUAUGGAAGCUAGAGUCUAACAUGUUUUGUUCGUCCCAAGUGAUAAAAGAAGUACGGUGCUUCUCCUUCAGAAAGUGUAACGCUCAAAUCAAGAUCCUUCACACAUAUAUUCCUAUUCUAUAGAGCAUAUCAGCAAGGACAGGAAGAGAAUUUGCAUACUUGAACGUGAACUGAGAAGAAAAGCUCAUCAUCUACUUGACAAAAGAUUCUCUGAUAUGUUGGGAGUGUCCUUUGUGUGACUCAUGCGCAUUAGAUUUUUUUUCCUUUCAAAGAUACUUUGGUGACAGCGUGCAAUACAUCUGCAUAUUGAUGUUUUUCUUUGGUUUGGGGUGUAAAUGAUAUGAUGAAUUAUGCA